Nematocida parisii ERTm1 is the source of this 261-nucleotide messenger RNA. RefSeq lists its product as uncharacterized. NCBI's taxonomy places the organism in Eukaryota, Fungi, Microsporidia. The transcript has a single exon. The record is from RefSeq and is a predicted model, not a curated record. Bases 1 to 261 code for a protein of 86 amino acids.
AUGGAAUAUUUCAGAAUUCGCAGGCAUUCAAUUUACUGUAUACUAUUGCGAAUAAGUAAAGUUAUAAUUAUGUGUAUUGAUUUAUAUGCACAUAUUAUUUAUCAUUUUCUUGUUGUUUUAUGCCAAGCCAUCAAAUAUAUUAGUCUUUUAAUAUUCUGCCUAUUAUCAUUAAACUGUAUGUGCUCCAAAAUUUGUGCACAGCCAGGGCGCAAACAGAGCGCAUCAAGGAAGCAGCAGAAUGGAAUAAAAUGUAUUAAAUAA